CCACAAACACGCAACGAGAGUCACAUCACUCAACAUCUUCAAUGGUUCUUUGAGCGUACCCUCGCUACACAGUCGCUUCCUGCCAAUUCACUUUUCUUUGUUCCUGGACCAUUGACGAUGGCAGUAGAUGUGGUUCAAAGAAACAUCGUCGGGGCAUUGUCGUGCCAGAGGGACUCUUAUCUGAGGACGCUGGAGACCGAAGUUAUCUCAUGCGAGGAGUAUACACAGCCAAAAGACGACUCGAAAUCCAAUGGCAAGAAAUCCACCGAUGCUUCGAAUGUUCCACGCGACAAAGGAAUCGCUGAAACGCGGACAUGGAUGAUCGAGUUUGCUGAUUCUGUGCUCUUUCCCGAGGGUGGUGGACAAUUCGCUGACCAUGGCCUCAUCACACCUCUCGGGACCGAGAAAUCGGGGGAGAUACCAAUUCACAACAUCCAAAGACACGGCUUGAGGUGUGUCCAUUUCUCGCCGGCACCUUUAGAGGUCGGCUCAAGAGUGAGGCAGACAGUGGACUACUCCCGAAGAUGGGAUCUCAUGCAGCAGCACACUGGGCAGCAUUUACUCUCUGCCAUAAUGGACAGCAUGGACCUACCCACGCUUGGCUGGAGCAUGGGACAACCGGGGGAGAUGAAUUAUGUCGAACUUCCGCGCAAACCGACACAGGAGGAGAUCAGCAACAUCCAACUGAGAUGCAAUGCUAAAGUACGCGAAAACCUGCCUGUUACAGUGGAGACACCAAAAGGGAAACAGUCUUCAAGUCUACCCAAGGACUAUGAUGGGGAAGAGGGGGUGAUAAGGUUCAUCAAGAUUGGGGAGCUAGACUACAAUGCUUGCUGUGGAACACAUCUCAAGCAGACAUCGCACAUUGGCCUUGUACUCCUCCAUCAUACCCAAUCGAUUAGGGGAACAAACUGUCGACUGUUCUUCACUGCCGGUGACCGUGCUGUAAAGCUGGCCACGAGUUCGAUCAACGGCCUGCGUGAUAUUGGUAUCUCGCUUUCAACCAGCGCAGCUCCCGAAGAUGUCGCAGCCAAGAUCCAGAACCUCAAUGACCAAGUCUCGGAAGGUAGGAAAAAGGAGAAGAAGAUGAUCACGGAGCUUGCGAAAUACCAGGCUCAACAGAUCAAGGAAUCACUCCAGAACUCUGUCGGCGCUUUUCUGCACCGACCUGAUGACGGUAUGGAUUUUGUUAGCCGUGUUCUUAUCGAGUUGGAUGAUACUCUUAAGCAGGAUAGAGUCAUCAUGCUAUGCACUGGCGACGUCAAAACUACUGGCACGAUCGUGAUACAGGGGAGGGAAGAUCUGGUCUCUUCGUUGUCAGCCAAAGUCAAAGAGAUAGUGAAGGCAGCGAAGGGUGGCGGUAAGGGUAGGAAAUGGCAAGGCAAAGUCACAGAGUGGGGAAGAGGUGAAGUUGAGGGAUUGGAGAGCGCAGUGGAUAAAUUGUGAUCGCAAGCGAUCUCAACAACUCACAAGCGAGCAAGCUUUCUGCUACGAUGACCAAUCUGAUCUGUGCCCA
Paraphaeosphaeria sporulosa is the source of this 1516-nucleotide messenger RNA. RefSeq names its product ThrRS/AlaRS common domain-containing protein. NCBI's taxonomy places the organism in Eukaryota, Fungi, Ascomycota, Dothideomycetes, Pleosporales, Didymosphaeriaceae. The transcript has a single exon. The record is from RefSeq and is a predicted model, not a curated record. Gene Ontology annotation, molecular function: alanine-tRNA ligase activity; nucleic acid binding; Ser-tRNA(Ala) deacylase activity. Bases 118 to 1446 code for a protein of 442 amino acids. Gene Ontology annotation, biological process: regulation of translational fidelity; alanyl-tRNA aminoacylation.